Scomber japonicus (chub mackerel) is the source of this 4003-nucleotide messenger RNA. RefSeq names its product murine retrovirus integration site 1 homolog (gene irag1). The coding region runs from base 877 to 3267 and encodes 796 amino acids. Lineage: Eukaryota; Metazoa; Chordata; Actinopteri; Scombriformes; Scombridae. The transcript is spliced from 21 exons. The record is from RefSeq and is a predicted model, not a curated record.
UCAGUUCACAUUAAUUCAAGCUGUGCUUGUAAUUUACUGUGAAUGUCAGCUGUGUUCAUCCAGACAAUGUGGCUGCUAUGCUUGUCCUCCCCACAAAAAUCACAGUAUUAAAGAGUCAAAUGUCUCCCUGUUAAAAAGCAGCAAAACAGUGUAGGGUUUGAUAAUGCAGUUUACCAAACAAUAAUGAACUUAAAGACUUCAAAAUACGAUUCAUGGUUCCCCGUUAGCCGGCAGAGUAAACAUAGUUUAGAUGGACUCUAUCUAUCUAUCUUUCCAUGUAUCACAAACAUGCUCUCACAUACAAACAGAAAAAAAUAUUCCCACACAAUGGUAACGGUAGCCAAACAAGCCGUGGAGAAAAAGCAACAUACUUUACUAACUUUCUCCAGGUUUUAGUUGAGGGGAUGAUCAGUGGAGCAGUAGCCUGAGAAGACACACACACACACACAGAGAGAGAGAGAGACACACACACACACACACUCCACAGCAGCCCAAAGAGGCAUACAGAGCCCUUCUCCUUAAAUGGUCAAAGCUCCCAGGAGUGAAAGAGAGGCUGCUGCUGAAAAAAGACAGGGAACAGAGGGGACGGGAGAAGGAAGGAGAAGCCCCGAAGACAGAGGAGUUUUCUGUGGAAAAGGCUAAGAGUGACAGUUUGACUGUGGGAAGUCGGUCUGAGUGGAAAGAUCAGCGGGAGUGAGUGUGUUACCAGGACACUAGCGGUGGACUCAGCUCCAGGAAGAGGAGAGACACUUUCUGCAAGGAUCUCUACUUCAUCAAAGUGACCAUAACUACAAGGAGUCCUGUGACACCUCCUGUGCUGCUGAGAGACCCUUUAUUUUCCCCCACACCCGUUCCCGCCCCUCGCUGCCCCCCGCCAUGCCCACACUGCCCGAGGAGGAAGAGGACUCCCCCGAGGAGCUAGAUAGUUCUUCAAGCUCUCCCAGUACAUCUACUCCAAGUGAAAGUCGAGCUGUUGUCAUGACUGCCCCCACUAUCAUCUACCCACAGAAGGCCACUAUUUUCCAACAAGAUGGACGUCCUCUGGAGCAGGCCAGGCCGCACAGUCCCAGAGCUCGUCUGGCGAGGAACUCCUCUGGAGGACCCAUCACCACAGUCGACAGCACAGGUAAUGUGAUCGACCUGGUGAAGGAUCAGCUGCCGGAGCUGCAGCUCUCUGAGGAGGAUCGACAGAAGAACCUGGAGCUGCUGGAGCAGGCCAAGAAGGUCAGCGACCGCUUCCUGACACGCCGCGGCCGCCGCUCUACCAGCAGCCUCACUGACUCUCCUACAGGUCUUUCUCCAGCUCCAACUCCAUCAUCUUCACCGUGUUCUUCUAGAAGCAGCUCACUGACCAUAGCCCCUCAAAAUGUUGUUGGACCCACAGAAGCAACUCAUGUCAGCUCACAGUCUGUUGGUCAGCAUCUGGAGGUUCCUUCAGUGAGGGAGCAGCCUGAUGUGACGAACCAAGAUCAGGAGGGCAGCAGACUGUUGGUAGAUUGGAAGCCCAAUGAGAAAAGGAAAGUGUCCUCUGGGACUCUAAAACCUCGUUUUGUUGCUCAGAAAGAGAAGUGUGAGCUCGGUGCACCUAAAAGUCCUCCAGCAGCCAAUAAAACUGAUGAGGGAACUGGUCUAGGCCGAAAUCCCAACCAGGCCCCAGCCACAGGGGUCGCUAAGCCUGUCCCCCGACCCCCUACCCAGCAGGCUCCCUGUACAGCAGAGAUCAAGACGAUUGGGGCCUUCCCUCCACUAAUGAGAGCUGUUUCCUGGGAUGCAGUGGGUGGCCUCAAUUCUAGAAAUGGAGCCCCUAGUUUCCCUCCCCCAGCAGAGGACACCUUUUCAGACCAGCCAAGGGAUGCUCUUUUCAAAACUUCAGGGUACAAGGAUCAGCCGGGGAGUACACAGAAACUAUCUAAACUCAGAGAGGAGCACAAGCUGAUGCGUAACCAAAGCGUAGUUGGAUCAAAGCUACCGGACUUGAGUGAAGCUGCUGAGCAGGAAAAAGGUCUACCUGCCUCUCCAAACUCAGCCAGCAAUGAGGAGACAAAGGAAAAGUCAGAUGCCAUGCCAAACAUUUCAGAUGUGAUGCUGAGAAAACUCAAACUUCACCGAGGUCUACCAGGCUGUGCACCCCCACUUACUGAAAAAGAAGUUGAGAAUGCGUUUGUCCAGCUGUCACUGGCAUUUCGUAAUGACAACUACACACUGGAGACCCGGCUCAAACAAGCAGAGAGGGAGAGGAACCUGACUGAGGAAGACACUGAGAAAGAACUGGAGGAGUUCAAAGGCGCUCUGAAGAUGACUGCACCACAAUGGCAGAACCUGGAGCAGCGUGAGGCUUACCAACGCCUCAUAGAGACAGUGGCAGUGCUGCAUCGUCUGGCCACACGGCUCUCCAGCAGAGCUGAGAUAGUCGGAGCAGUUCGACAGGAAAAACGCAUGAACAAGGCCACUGAGGUCAUGAUGCAAUAUGUGGAAAAUCUGAAGAGGACGUACGAGAAAGAUCAUGCUGAGCUGAUGGAGUUUAAGAAGCUGGCCAACCAGAACUCAAACCGCUGUUAUGGAGGGUCUGUAGACACUGGAGAUGAUGGAGUCCCUCGGCCAUCAAGAUCAAUGUCCCUCACCCUUGGAAAGGCUCUGCCCAGGCGCAGGGUGAGUGUUGCAGUGGUGCCUAAGUUUAACCUCCUGAACAUACCGGGUCAGACCCCAGUCACAGCCGGCCCCAGUGCCGGCAUCAACCCGGCUUCAGGCCCUAACGUGGGACCCACUGCUGGUGCUGCUCUUCCUGUUCUGAGUGAAGCAAAUGAUGUGAAAGGAAAUUCUCCAUCAGAGGCAGCACAACCAACGACAGAAUGUGGAAAGAGUGUGUCGGAGCAGGAAAGUGAGCCAGCCAAGCCUGCUGUCAACUUAGAGGAGAUCAGAGCCGAGAUCAGAGCCGAGCUCAAGGCGAAGAUUGAGGAGGAGGCAUAUAAUAAAGGCUUGCAAGAGGGUCUGAAGCAAAGCAAAGCUCUUCAGGAAGAAAAGCGCGAAGAGGAGGAUGCUGCAGAGAAAUUGCUGGAAUCAAAAAUUAAGGAUGAAGAGAGUGGAAAGAAGAUAAAGAGUAGCAGGAGGCUGGAGGAGUUCCUGGUUCUUCUUGGGCGGUUUUGGCCCAAGAUCACCUGGAGUAAACGUCUUCUCGGGAUCGCCCUGAUAUUUUUUCUGAUGAUGUGUCUGGUUAUCAGUAUUUUUACAUUCUUCAGUGACUACUACAACAGACGUGAGGACACGUAAAAAGGACUUUAUCCAAGGCAAGACAAAGAUGUUUGAAACAAAGAACCCCACUACAGAGACCCCAGUCGACCUCUGUCUCUGUCACUUUACCAUAUCACCACAGUCGGACUCACUUGAAUCCACGACCCUGACUCACGAGGGUCAAAGACAUUUUGGGAGGUUUUAUGGAUGAUGUUGCCUUUUGCAUGGUUAACAGAAUUAAGUUAUAAUUUUGUUUGGAUUGGAAAGUGGAGUGUUUGCUGCAGUGAGAGAAAUAUAUUUUUUGUUUAGGGACCAAUUACAGUAUAGAGUGUACAAUAUAGUAUAUAAAAUAUUGGGGUUCUGGUACAUUAAUGAUAAAUAUGGCACUUUUAAUAAAAAUGCCACAGUAGAUUAAAAAGUGUAUAUUUAUGUGCACUCUAAUGUUAAUGUGUAAUCUCUCAGGUCCAGUAGAUAAUAAAGCCCCUGAGUGAUUAUCAGUUCAUAUUUAAAAAUAUAGAAAAUGAAGGAAUGUUUUAUUUGUUUUUUAAAUUUCUAUACUGCGAAUUUAAAGAUUUUAAAGUAUAAGCACAUUCCAAAGUAGUUCCUAAAGUGCAAUAUUUUUGCAAUUAAUGGUUCUUGUUUGUGCCAUUUUGGAUUGUGUCUUUAGAGCACUGAAUGAUUUUCUUCUUGUAUGAGAGCACUCAGUAGAUGGCAUGAUGCUUAUUUUUAUCUUCUUUGCACAUGUGUGUUUACCUGUGUUGUUUAUUUUAUGUUC